This is a messenger RNA of Coffea eugenioides, 1237 nucleotides long. RefSeq names its product probable prolyl 4-hydroxylase 9. Gene Ontology annotation, molecular function: procollagen-proline 4-dioxygenase activity; L-ascorbic acid binding; iron ion binding. Gene Ontology annotation, biological process: peptidyl-proline hydroxylation to 4-hydroxy-L-proline. NCBI's taxonomy places the organism in Eukaryota, Viridiplantae, Streptophyta, Magnoliopsida, Gentianales, Rubiaceae. The record is from RefSeq and is a predicted model, not a curated record. The transcript has 8 exons. Bases 167 to 1036 code for a protein of 289 amino acids. Gene Ontology annotation, cellular component: endoplasmic reticulum.
UAAUUGGAUCCUUCCAAACUAAGAGUCUUCGUUUCCCGUCUCUCACUUCACUCACUCCCAAUACGCGAACAUAGUCUGUGUGUGAGCAAAAAUACUCUCGUCAAGAGUCAAUUCCUCUCAAGAGUCAAUAUUGAGACCGAGGAUAAAUUUUAGCAUGUGAACCAUCAUGAGUUCCAAAGGAAAAAGAUUUCCGCGGUUCAAGGUUGCUUUGGCUUUCCCGGCUGUCGUUUUCUUAUGCUUGUUUUUCUUCCUAGCUGGCCUGUUUGGAUCCAUUAUCAUUUCUCAGGAUUUGACGAGAAUUGGAUCCAGGCACACGUCUUUGAAAUCAGUUGAGGAGGAAAAGGAUGGUGGUGCAAUGUCACACGGCGAAACUGGAGAAUCUUGGGUUCGCCCGGUCCCAUUCCAGAUCUUGAGCUGGAGGCCAAGAACUUUUUAUUUUCCUGGUUUUGCAACCGCCGCGCAAUGCCAAAGCAUAAUUGAGAUGGCCAGGUCAAGUAUGAAACCAUCCACUCUUGCUUUGCGAAAGGGGGAAACUGCUGAGAGCACCAAGGGAAUCAGAACCAGUUCAGGCACAUUUAUCAGUGCAGCAGAUGACAGAACAGGAACCCUGGAUUACGUUGAGAGGAAAAUUGCCAAGGCUACAAGGAUUCCUAAAAGUCAUGGAGAGGCAUUUAAUAUUUUGCGCUAUGAGGUUGGGCAAAGAUACGUUUCUCACUAUGAUGCAUUCAACCCAGCUGAAUACGGCCCACAAAAAAGCCAAAGGGUGGCCUCAUUCUUGUUGUACUUAUCAGACGUUGAGGAGGGUGGAGAAACCAUGUUUCCCUAUGAGAAUGGCUUAAACACGAGGAUGGCUUAUGACUACAAAAGCUGCAUGGGGUUGCAAAUUAAGCCACGUCAAGGAGAUGGGCUACUGUUUUAUUCACUGUUUCCAAAUGGAACUAUUGACAAGACAUCUCUCCAUGGAAGCUGCCCUGUGAUCAAAGGGGGAAAAUGGGUGGCUACAAAAUGGAUCAGGGAUCAAGUACUUGACGACUGAUUCAUGCAAUUCACAAAAGGACACCGUGAUUAACUUCUGUUCCCAUAAUUCCCCAGAAAUUUUAGGAAACGUCUUUUAGAGGCCACCCCUCUCGUUUUUUUUUUUUUUUUUUUGGGGUGGGAAAAACAGGUCAUUGAACUUGGAUGAGGAUACCAUAUUUGCUUGGUGAAAAGCUCUAAAAAUUAUUAUUGUUUUUGUCCA